GUAAAUGAAAAAGAAGUUUUUACCCUCUGGUUCCCGUUUCAAGGCCGAUUUCGUUUCUUUAGAGAGCUUCGAGACGAACGUGAAAUCGGCACAAGAUGAUGUCCGGCGGGAACUACACGACUAUCGACAGCCAGAAAGUCUCUGGAUCUGUACCUUCUGUUCCAGAUCCAGGCCAUACCACCGUCAAAUUCACAGAAUCAAAUCUACAAACUUUUCCUCCAUCUGCUACUCAGGGCAAGAUCUCUGGUGGUAGUAAUCCCCCUCGAGAUGCUGACGAUACAUUUUCUGGGCAUGGUAAUGGUAGUACAGAUGAACCUCAGUCUGGUGGCUGGCUUCAUAAAUUCACUGUUGGUGCUUACAAGCCCUUCUUUGAUGUUGACACUUCGGAUGUUGUAGAGCGACUCAAGGAAUCUCUUUUCCCAUUCCGUGGAACAUUUACAGAGAAGACAGCUGAUAAACCUGACUUGUAUGGCCCAUUCUGGAUCUGCACCACCUUGAUAUUCGUUGCAGCAUCUAUCGGCACAUUUGUCACAUACAUAGCACACAAAUGGAAGAAACAAGAAUGGAACUACGAUAUCAAUCUAGUGACUUGGUCUGCAGGAGUGUUCUACGGAUAUGUCACAAUUGUUCCUCUAGCAUUAUAUGUCGUUCUCAAAUACUUCUCUGCACCAUCAGGCCUCGUCCAGCUCUUCUGUCUCUAUGGCUAUUCCCUUUUCGUCUUUAUCCCAGCAUUGUGCCUUUCGGUUGUCCCAGUGGAGAUUUUCAGAUGGGUGAUCGCGGGUGUAGCCGGGUUCAUGUCUGCAACAUUUGUGGCUUUGAACCUGAAAGCUCAUAUCAAUUCCGCUGGAGAGAGAUCGAUCCUGAUUAUCGCCAGCAUCUUUCUUUUGCAGCUCGCGCUUGCGGUCGUGCUGAAGCUCUACAUCUUCAAUGUCAAAGUUUGAUUCAUUAAAAAAAAAACUGAAACUUGAUCUUUAUAGAACAAAAGGUAAUGAUUUCUGAUAUCUGUAGAUGCUAUAAUAGUAUAAUGUUUCUCCUCGAGAGUUAUCCAAUUUUGUACCGUUUGGAGACUGUUACAUUUAUUUACUCCAUGAUUUACUUUGUAGAAGAUAGUGUAAUAACAAAUCGAUUUGUAGGUGCUGUGAUGUUCAAACU
This is a messenger RNA of Arabidopsis lyrata subsp. lyrata, 1152 nucleotides long. Its product is annotated as protein YIPF1 homolog. The transcript is spliced from 6 exons. The coding region runs from base 96 to 941 and encodes 281 amino acids. Gene Ontology annotation, cellular component: membrane; Golgi apparatus. The record is from RefSeq and is a predicted model, not a curated record. Gene Ontology annotation, biological process: vesicle-mediated transport. NCBI's taxonomy places the organism in Eukaryota, Viridiplantae, Streptophyta, Magnoliopsida, Brassicales, Brassicaceae. Gene Ontology annotation, molecular function: small GTPase binding.